Metarhizium album ARSEF 1941 is the source of this 2673-nucleotide messenger RNA. RefSeq names its product binuclear zinc transcription factor. Lineage: Eukaryota; Fungi; Ascomycota; Sordariomycetes; Hypocreales; Clavicipitaceae. Gene Ontology annotation, cellular component: nucleus. The coding region runs from base 1 to 2673 and encodes 890 amino acids. Gene Ontology annotation, molecular function: zinc ion binding; DNA binding; DNA-binding transcription factor activity, RNA polymerase II-specific. The record is from RefSeq and is a predicted model, not a curated record. Gene Ontology annotation, biological process: regulation of DNA-templated transcription; DNA-templated transcription. The transcript has 6 exons.
AUGGCUGGCUCACUAGACGACAGUUGCUUGUCCAGCAACGUCAAUGAUGGUCACCACGACCAAAGUCCCGACACUGACAACACUGUUCACAUGCGAGAAGCGAUUCCCGACAACUCCAAUGUUCCAAAGCCGAAGCGGUUGGCUUGUAUGAUUUGCCGAAAGCGCAAGCUCAAGUGUGAUGGAGUUCGUCCAAGCUGCAGCACAUGCGCGCGACUGGGUCACUCCUGCGCCUACGAUGAACAGCGGCGAAAGAGCGGUCCCAAGAGAGGAUACGUGAAGGCGCUGGAGGAGAGACUGAAACAAGUCGAGACCCUGUUGAAGACGCAAGAUCCAGUGCCCGCCGCCAUCCAUAGCCCAAAUGCCAAAGGCAUGAACAUGCCCAUGCCUGGAGCUCACAAUCCGCAGACGGCGACACCAAAUCUCGGCGUCGCCAGCGCUUCCUUGGGCAUGGGCGGUGACCACGACAUGGACAACAACAGAUGGCAGCGUUUCAGUGGCGAGUCUCCGCAGGCUGGGGCCAACAUGGAAGACUUCAACUUCAACUCCAACAUGGGCAUGCCAAUCAACACCGUUGGGGGAGGCAACUUCACCUGGGAAAUGAUUGGCCUUGGACUCGAAGAGCCGCUGCCGCCACAAGAGACCAUUGAUGAACUCCAUCAAGUUUACUUUGAGAAGGUUCACCCGUCCAUGCCCAUGAUCCACCGGUACCGUUAUCUCGCCGCCAUGAAUCUGGCGCCAAAUCAACGGCCGUCAGUGUGCUUGCGAUAUGCCAUGUGGACUUUGGCAUGCUCCAUUACUGACAAGUAUACCGAUCUGAAGGAUCUGUUUUAUCAAAGAGCACGCAAGUAUGUAGAGGCAGAUUAUGUAAAAGGAUAUGGCGAGCACAUGAUUUCUGUGGCACAUUGUCAGACGCAUAUCCUAUUGGCCGCCUAUGAGAUGAAAAUGAUGUACUUCCCUCGUGCUUGGAUCAACACCGGCUCGGCGAUUCGUCUUGCCCAAAUGAUCGGCCUACACCGGUUAGACGGUGCUGGGCUGGACGUUAAGCAAUGCCUGCCCCCGCCCAAGGACUGGACAGAACGCGAGGAGCGACGGCGAACGUUUUGGAUGGCUUUCUGUGAAGACCGAUAUGCAAGCAUUGGUACGGGUUGGCCAAUGACGGUUGACGAAAGGGACAUCAUGACCAGGAUGCCAGCGUCUGACGAGGCCUUUGACAUGAGCCGACCCGAGCAGACGCUAACCUUGCAAGAAUCCACUGGGCCGCCCGGAGUCGGUAAGAUUUCGUCGUUUGGCGGCGUUGUACUGCUGGCAUCUCUGUUCGGACGCAAUCUUGUACAUCUUCAUCGCCCGGACGAUGAUGAUCUUGACCAUGACCUCAACGGCCCCUUCUGGAAACGUCAUAGACAGAUGGACAAUAUUCUCCUAAACACAUCACUAGGUCUCCCGGCAUAUCUGAAACUCCCCAAUGGACUGUCAAGCCCCAAUGUCAUAUUCACCAAUAUGAGUAUCCAUACGUCAACCAUUUGCCUGCAUCAGGCGGCCAUCUUCAAAGCUGAUAAGAACAAGCUUGUGGCGUCGGUCAGCUCAGAAAGUAAAGUGCGUUGCAUCACGGCCGCAAACGAAAUUGCUAGCAUCAUGAGAACGAUUUCUCACAUGGACCUGUCAUCGAUGAAUCCGUUUAUUUCUUUCUGUCUCUAUGUAGCAGCUCGAGUUUUCGUUCAGUAUCUGAAAAGCCGCCCAGAUGAUUCGCAAACGGCAGAUUCAUUGCGAUUUCUCCUGUCAGCAAUGAACGCUCUGAAGCGGCGGAAUCCACUGACAGAGUCCUUCUUGGUACAACUCGACGUAGACUUUGAAGCACUUGCUGUGCGCAUUCCAAAUCUGAGAAACGCCUUCCGCGGCGGAGACAGUCCUCAUUUUGGAAGCAGCGUCGAGCAUGCUGGCCCGCUUUGCUCCGACCCUGAAAGUGUUCAAGGAAUCUUGGCUUACCGAGAGUGUCAUUACAUGAAAUCACAGGGCGACGACGGGAACCCGGCUGCAGCGCCUGACCUUGUCGACGGUCAAGGCGACAACAAGGCUGGACAAAUCUCGGGUGCCAACGCUGGAUUUGGCGGGGGCCAGACGUGGCUCGCAACAGACCAGACCUCGGUGCCCGUCUUGACGCCGAAUUCUGGGACUGGGACCAUGUAUGAGAAGAACGGCUCGGUCAGCGGUCACGUUACGGGCUACGAAGCAAAUGGUGAUGUUCAUGAUAGAGGAGGGUCGCCCGAAGGAGGACAGUCGAACGGGCCAACACCAAACUCAAGCGGCGCAGGGUCGGACGUCAAGACGCAUCUUGCGCCGGGAAACUUGGGUGGCUCGGCACGAGAAAACGGCUUCCACCCAAGUCCCAUGGCGUCUCAGCAAAACUUGAUGAACCACGGCGCACCAACAGAUGCCGGCAAUCACCAAGGCUUCUUUGGCGAGUCGUUGUUUGCCAUGGACCACGACGUGGCUGGUCCGCAAACCGGUUUUGCCGUGCCUCAGACCUGGGGGGCCGAGAUGAAUGGCCAAGCAGCACCUCCCAACAUGACGCCUGUUGGCGAGGGGGUUCUCCGAGCACUCAUGAACAUGGGACCAAUGGAUGCCAUGGACCUUUCGUCGUGGGACUCGGGGCAAGACAGCGCCAUGCGAGGCUGA